Messenger RNA from Strongylocentrotus purpuratus (purple sea urchin), 3234 nucleotides. RefSeq lists its product as uncharacterized. The record is from RefSeq and is a predicted model, not a curated record. Gene Ontology annotation, biological process: proteolysis. The transcript has 3 exons. Gene Ontology annotation, molecular function: aspartic-type endopeptidase activity; zinc ion binding; nucleic acid binding. Lineage: Eukaryota; Metazoa; Echinodermata; Echinoidea; Camarodonta; Strongylocentrotidae. Bases 1 to 3234 code for a protein of 1077 amino acids.
AUGGCGAGGCCGGGAUUCAUUGGCCAGAUUGGGGAAUAUUUUCCCAAAAGAGAAGAGUAUGGGAACUAUGUAAGAAGAUUCCAGAUAUGGAAAAAAGCCAAUAAGAUACCAGAAGGGGACGAAGUAAUAGUCUUCUUAGCCAUAGUUGGGCCUGAGGCGUUCGAAACGGUGUCCAACCACUUUUGUCCAGACGACCCUAGCACCAAAACUUUCAAAGAAUUGAAUGAGGUAUUAGAUACCUAUUAUGGUUCCAGUAAGAACCAGAUUGCACUCCGUUUGGCGUUCCGACAAUGUCGUCAAGGGGCAAAGGACUCAAUAACAGAGUACAUCCUUGAACUGAAAAAGCUGGCAAGGCAUUGUGGGUAUGGGGAACAUCUAGAUACCAACCUUCGAGACACUUUCGUAGCAGGUCUGCGAAGUAACAAGGUGCAGGCGAGGCUCCUGGCCAAAGGAAAUGAGCUAACCUGGAAAGCUGCAGUUGACGCAGCAAUUGCGAUGGAGCUGGCAGAUGCAGAUAGUUUAAAACUACAGCAAGGGUCGAGCAGCAGUCAGCGUUCAGCAGAAGUGCAUCGUCUAGAAAGAUCUCAACCUAGGGCCCCCCAGCAGGAGAGCAAAUGUUACCGAUGUUUAGGUUUCCAUCAACCAGCUACUUGUCCCCACCGGCAGACGACCUGUUAUAGUUGCGGGAAAGUAGGGCAUCUGAAGAGGGCAUGCAGAAAUGCAACAUCAAGCUCCAGUUACAGCAAAGGACGCGGGAAACCAUGGAACGCAAGUCGCGGACAGUCCAACGAACCAUCGCAAGGACGCGGUAGAGGUCCAGGUCCAGGCCGUGGUCGUGGGUAUAGUCAGCAAAGUACAAGUCAAGGAAAAAAGGACAGUAGAUCGAACACACAUCUGAUCGACACAGAAGUCCAGGAUGACAAUCCUAAAUUGUUCGCAGUUGAUGAACAAGAUACUAGUAUGGACUCAGACUCAGUUCCUAUUGUUGAAUUUGAUAUUUCUGAUCAUGUUGUGCCAUUUGUUGUAGAUACAGCAGCAGCUGUUUCAGUAAUUUCAGAGAAAGAGUACAACAAUUCUCUAGGUCACAUUCCACUGCAAAGGUCAAGUAUGAAACUAACUUGCUAUGGUAGAAUACAAAUACCAGUUUUAGGUAGGAUACAAGUGAGAGUACAGUACAGAAAUUCUGCAUAUUACUUACCAUUGGUAGUUGUAUCUGGUGACAAUGUCGCCCUGAUGGGUAGGAAUUGGUUGAGAAGAAUCAGGAUAGAUUGGGGAGAGUUGUUUGAGAUAGGGCUUACUUCAAAAACCCCAGAUCUUCAAGAAGUGUUGAAACAUCAUGAAGAUGUGUUCAGACCAAGUGGUCCAGGUGAUAAGAUUAGGGAUUUCAAGGCAGAGGUAAAAGUGAAAGAGGAGGUGCAACCUACCUUUUGUAAAGCUAGACCAGUUCCUUAUGCCCAGUUAGAAGUAGUCGAGAAGGAGUUGGAUAGGCUAGGAAAAGCAGGGGUGAUAAAGAAAGUGAAGAACAGUAGAUGGGCGGCCCCAAUAGUUACUGUUCCAAAGUCUGAUGGGUCAGUCAGAUUAUGUGGUGACUAUAAGCAAACAGUUAACAAGGUAUUAGAGGAAGAUGUUUACCCAUUACCUACCUGUGAAGAUCUGUUUGCUAAUCUAGCUGGUGGCAAGGUAUUCAGUAAGAUUGAUUUGUCAAAUGCUUACUUGCAGUUAGAAUUGACCGACAAGAGUAAGGAGUUACUUACAAUUCAUACACACAAAGGGCUGUAUCAGUAUGAAAGAUUGCCAUUUGGGGUAUCGACUGCUCCGGCAGUGUUUCAAAGUGUUAUGGAUCGAAUCUUAGGUGGUAUGAAGGGAGUGUGCUGCUACCUAGAUGACAUAUUGAUUAGUAGCGAAAAUGAGGAAGAUCAUAUCAAAACACUGAAUGAGGUGUUAGGGAGGCUCCAAGAGUAUGGUGUCAAGGCGAAGAAGGAAAAGUGUUCCUUCAUGGUUUCUAGAGUAAUAUACCUAGGGCAUGAAAUUGAUAGUAAGGGUGUUCAUCCUACAAAGGAGAAGGUAGAAGGAAUCUGUGAUGCAAAGAGACCAGAGAACAAAGAUGAGUUGAGAACUUUCAUAGGCAUUGUGGUGUAUUAUGCUAAGUUUGUGCCAAAUUUAGCUAGUACAUUUGCAUCAUUGUACCAAUUGCUCAGAGAUGAUGUCGAGUGGAAUUGGACCACUGAGUGUCAAACUGCUUUUGAGAAGGUAAAAGAAGUGUUGUCAAGUGAUGUAGUAUUGACGCAUUAUGAUCCGAAGAAACCGUUGGUUUUGGCUUGUGAUGCAUCCCCGUAUGGGUUAGGAGUAGUGUUGUCUCAUCUCAUGGAAGAUGGAGAAGAAAGACCGGUAGCUUAUGCAUCACGUACCCUUACCAAAUCAGAGCAAAACUAUUCACAGAUUGAAAAGGAGUCUUUGGCUAUCAUCUAUGGGGUUACCAAGUUUCACAAGUAUUUGUACGGUAGGAAGUUUACGUUGUUAACUGAUCACCAAGCCCUGACUAUCAUCUUUGGAUCUAAGAAAGGGAUUCCAUCCCUGGCAGCUGCAAGGCUGCAGAGGUGGGCAUUGAUUUUGAUGGCUCACCAGUAUGAAAUCAAGUAUCGGAAGUCCACAGAACAUGCAAACGCAGAUGUUUUGUCUAGAUUUCCUGUCAAAAAGGAGUCACGUUUGGCUAGUGAAUUACCCGUGAACUACUUCACAUACACAAAUGCUAUGCCUUUAUCGGCAAAGGAUAUCAGUGAAGAAACUAGGAAGGACUUGGUGCUCAGUAAGGUGUUGUAUCAUGUGAUGAAUGGGUGGCCAAGUCAUUGUGGUGAGGACAAGUUACAAGAGUAUUUCAAUAGGAGAAAUGAACUAUCAGUAGACCAAGGUUGCUUACUAUGGGGAAUGAGAGUGAUAAUACCCCCAAAGUUCCGGGAACGAUUGUUAGAAGAAUUACAUCAGGAACACACAGGUAUAGUGAGAAUGAAAGCUGUUGCAAGGAGUUACUUUUGGUCUGUUGUACCAAAUGAGUCUGUGUCUGGAAGUGAGACUAGCAAGUCACCAGUAGAGCCUAGUACAUUGAGUGGUACUAGUGGUGGUCAAGGUCAGAGUCGAGGUCAAGAUGACCUUCAGGAAGAGAGGGUAGAGCACUGCCUUGGAAUAGAGGUGGAUGAGAAGGGCAAGGACAAAUUAUCCAUAUUUCAUCAAGCCUAA